This is a messenger RNA of Lingula anatina, 1956 nucleotides long. Its product is annotated as nuclear envelope integral membrane protein 1-like. Lineage: Eukaryota; Metazoa; Brachiopoda; Lingulata; Lingulida; Lingulidae. The record is from RefSeq and is a predicted model, not a curated record. Gene Ontology annotation, cellular component: nuclear envelope.
GAUGUCUGCGCCCAGGCCGGCGGGAAAUCGUUCCUGUGGUGCAGAAGUUACUUGGAAAUUUGCAAUAUUUUGGGGGGUCAUAUGCAUAACUUGUUUAAAAUCCUCUUUAGUACAAUCUCUCGAGACUUACGUAUACAGUCUAACAAAAAGUAAUAAUGAGCAGAAAGUUGAUUCAAGACCUACUUCAAGGCUGGUUGUAUUUUGUUAUGAAGGGGAGGAGUAUAAGGCAGUAAAGUUAUGGACUACUGCAACUCUACGGCUAAUAAUCAGUGAGGAGGACUAUGAGCUGUUCAAAGGUGCCAAUACUUCAGCUGUGCAGGAACAGUAUCACAAUGCCAUGAAGUCAUGGUUUAACUUGUUGCCAUGGAAAAAGGAGGAGGUUACCAUGGAUACCUUUAGGUUGUCAUGUCUUGGUGUGGCAACCAAAACUAGUUAUUCUGUAAAACUAAAGAUUAGAGCUAUAGACCCCUGGCUGAUCACAUACCUGUUCCUGGGACUGAUUUUGUUCUUCAAUGCCAGAAGACUCAGCAAGAACAUUGUAUUCUACUAUGGCACUGGGAUGACUGUGGGGCUGCUGGCUUCUUGUCUUAUCAUUGUGUUUAUUGUCAGCAGGUUUGUGCCCAGGAAAACAGGCUAUGUUGUGCUGGCAGGAGGUUGGUCCUUCAGUCUCUUUCUUCUUAAUGCCAUGUGGUCAAAUGUGCAGAACAUACUAGAAACAUAUUCACACUACGUCCUGGGCUACUUUGCAGUUGCAGGAUUAUUAACCUUAGCAGUACUCUACUGGCGAGGUCCAGUGACAGACCCAAGGAGUCUUAAUCUCAUAAAGUGGACAUUACAGUUAUGUGCUUUAGGCUUGGUAUAUGGAAGCACAAGACAGAUCCAGGAAGUUGCCAUUAGUACUAUCAUUGUUAUAUUAACAAUUCACUGUUUUCCAAGGAAGAUAUUACACUAUAUUUUAUCAGUGUGGAGACGGCGGUUUCCACCCAAAGUGCACCUGUUAAGUGAAGAGGAGUACCAACGCCAGGCUGAUGAGUACACGCGCCAGCAGUUGGAGAGCCUUCGCCAGUAUUGUCUCAGUCCUAAGUGUGAUGCAUGGAGGACUAUUUCCAGGAUCAAUUCUCCAUCCAGAUUUGCCAGCUUUGUGGAAGGAGACUCGCACAUCACAGACACAGAGCUCUUGGACUAUGACUCUGACCCCGCCCCUCGUUAUGGAGUGGAUCUUGAUGAUUCCGAUGAGUCAGAAAUGAGCUUCAGACUCAACUCUCCUUGACAGAGAGGGCUUAUUUCUUCAAUCACAUAUUAAUGGUUUACCAUGUUACCCAAGGGCACAAAGAUACUGUCAUUUGACCAAUAUGUUGCUGUGUGAUAAAAAAUGGCAUGGCCCAUAUCAUGCAAUGAAAGUUCUCAGGACUUUUUAUAUAUUUUAAAAAUGCGCAAACUUGAAUGUAGAUCUAGUUAUUAGCAUCUAAUUUUUUUAUUUUCACUUUGAUAUGCAUAUUAUUUCUUUUAUGUCAGAAAAAUAGCUUCAUGUCAUCUGGUAUAUCCCCACUAAAAAGAUUUUUUCUUCUGGAAAUAAGAUGCUUUUGCCUUAAUAGUGUUUUAAAUUGUUAGACUAUUUAUUAUAAGUGCAAAGAUGUGCAUGUUAUAAUUCUGGGUUUGUAAAUAUUAAUUCUCCAAUUUAAAUUGUCAAAUGUGAGUUUUAAAACAUAAGCAAGAACUUAAAAAUAAAUUGUUAUUCGAAGGUACCAUUGUGUUGAUAGCUUGCAUUUUUUUUUCAAUUAAAGUUUGUUUUAUGAAAAGUUAUUUGACUCAUCUCUUCAACCCUGCAAAUCAAUUUUGAACAAUUCAUAAUACUUAAGUUUUAAAACUCUUCAAUUUCUAUGCUGUGUUGAAAGCAUACCUGUAAGAGCUUUUGUCCUAACCUUAGAAGUUUUAAAAACUAUUAUGAACAACAUU